Messenger RNA from Ixodes scapularis (black-legged tick), 558 nucleotides. RefSeq lists its product as uncharacterized. The record is from RefSeq and is a predicted model, not a curated record. Lineage: Eukaryota; Metazoa; Arthropoda; Arachnida; Ixodida; Ixodidae. The transcript has 5 exons. Bases 1 to 558 code for a protein of 185 amino acids.
AUGCAGGCUAUCCGGCGGCUGAGGGCCGACGCCAAGUUCCCGUACCGUCUCGUCCUCCCAUCGGUGCUCUUCAGAGACUUCGCCCUCCACGUAACCGAGCACGAAGCCGACGAAGAGUUCCUGUUUGCGGUGCUGAAUCCAUCCGAGACGGUGGUGCAGCUCGGCCUUGCCCUGGGGGACGGGGACUCCAGGGUGACGCUGUAUUACACGGACGUGUCCAUGCAUCUGACCUCUCAGCGUCUGGCAUCCUUCCGGCUACCCCCUCAAGCUACGGGCAGUCACGGUUGGCUGCGACUGAGCGUGACGGCGACCGGCAACGAGGUGAGCCUCCAGCUGCUCAACUGCACCACCCUGGAAGACGUGCGGCUGGCUCAGCACGUGACCCGGAUCCCCAAGGAGCUCGCCUUCGACGGGGCCUCCACUCUGUACCUGUCGCAGGCAGGACCUAUUCUUGGCGGACGGUUUGUGGUGUUCAGGUUGGAGCUCCUGGUUGGUGGCGGCAAAGCUCCUCUGUACGAAGCAUGUGACUUCACUGCCAGAGACGGUUACCAAACUUGA